UGUUGGACCGUACCAAGAGCAAAUGGGGGACGCAAACUGAGGAGGAAAAGUUGAAACAGCGGGAAAGAGGGAACGCGUGCCCAAAUAAAAGGCGGUGAAUAAGUAACUGGUUGUGAAGUAACAUAGAUAUAUGAGAGAGAGAGAGAGGGCUCUGCACUGGCUUGUUCUAAGGAGGUUGACGAUUUUUGGAGGCUCCUUUUCCAUUUGGGCAUAGUUGGACUGGUCCAAGUGUUAGGCUGCUUCGUUCCGGGGAGCAUCAGCAGCGGGGCCAGCCAAGAUGAACUGUCGUUCAGAGGUGCUGGAGGUGUCGGUGGAGGGUCGCCAAAUCGAAGAGUCUAUGCUGGCCGUGCUGCAUACCAUACUGCUCCACCGCAGCACAGGGAAAUUCCAUUACAAAAAGGAAGGAACCUACUCCAUUGGGACAGUCGGCACACUAGAUGUUGACUGUGACUUCAUUGAUUUUACCUACGUCAGGGUUUCUUCUGAAGAGCUUGACCGGGCAUUGAGAAAGGCAGUAGGGGAAUUCAAGGAUGCUCUGCGAAACUCUGGCAAUGACGGGAUAGGCCAGAUCUCUCUGGAGUUCUAUCAGAAGAAGAAGUCACGGUGGCCUUUCUCAGAUGAGUGCAUCCCUUGGGAAGUCUGGACAGUCAAAGUGAAUGUGGUGAGCCUGGCUAAUGAGCAGGAGCGGCAGAUCUGUCGCGAGAAGGUGGGUGAGAAGCUCUGCGAGAAGAUCAUCAAUAUUGUGGAGGUGAUGAACCGGCAUGAGUACCUACCCAAGAUGCCCACCCAGUCAGAGGUGGACAAUGUCUUUGAUACAGGGUUGCGGGAUGUCCAGCCCUACCUCUACAAGAUUUCUUACCAGAUAACUGAUUCACUUGGGACCUCUGUUACCACCACCAUGCGGCGCCUCAUUAAGGACACCCUGGCACUGUGAUGCCUGUGAGAACGUGGACCUGACAUCAUUGUGAGGCGACCCAAGUAACUAAUGUUCUGCCUUCACACUGCUUCAGUGUACUGAAUCCAUCCAUCCUCCCAGAAAACCCAAGAGUCGUGGCACCCAGAUACUCUAUGCUAAUUCAUUAAUCUCCAGUCUCAUCCAGGGCCAGGAUGGGAACAACAGCACCUUCUCUAGCUCAGAAUAAAGGACUUCUGGAAUCCUC
This is a messenger RNA of Sphaerodactylus townsendi, 1160 nucleotides long. It is a transcript of the gene ATG101, whose product is annotated as autophagy related 101. Lineage: Eukaryota; Metazoa; Chordata; Lepidosauria; Squamata; Sphaerodactylidae. The coding region runs from base 278 to 934 and encodes 218 amino acids. The record is from RefSeq and is a predicted model, not a curated record. Gene Ontology annotation, biological process: autophagy; autophagosome assembly. Gene Ontology annotation, cellular component: phagophore assembly site. The transcript has 3 exons.